This is a messenger RNA of Maudiozyma saulgeensis, 408 nucleotides long. NCBI's taxonomy places the organism in Eukaryota, Fungi, Ascomycota, Saccharomycetes, Saccharomycetales, Saccharomycetaceae. The record is from the annotation of a GenBank genome assembly.
AUGAAUUUAGUUACAGGAGUUUUACUUGGUUUAUUAGUCAUCGUACUAGUGGUAAAAGCCAACCCCAAACCACAGACAGUCUCUAAGGAAAUUGUCGACCAAGUACAAAAGAUGAUUGAUGAUAAUCCAGUUUUUGUAGCAACAAAGAGCUAUUGUCCUUAUUGUAAAGAAACUUUAAAGACUUUAUUUGACGUUAUGAAAGUCCCAGUUGGCGACGCUUUGGUUCUUCAAUUAGAUACUAUGGAUGAUGGGAACGAAAUUCAAGUAGCUUUAAAACAAUUAAACGGACAAAGUACUGUACCAAGUAUUUAUAUUGGCCAAGAAUUUAUUGGUGGUAAUAGUGAUUUACAAAAAUUAUAUGCCUCUGGUGAAUUAAAAAAUAAAUUGCAAAAAGUUGUUAGAAUUUAA